AUGCUCUCAAGGCUGCUGGGACUCCUCGUCCUGUCCUCCCUCUGCUCUGCCAUGCUGCUACCAAAUUUCACAAGAUCAUCCCUCAGUGAAGAGGAAGGCUCCACUUCUGAUCCCAACACCCACCACUGGCCUGAACCAGGCGAGGGGCAGAACGAGCCACCCGACACACUUCCCCCCUGGUCGCCUGAGGGACGCAGAGGCCCCCUGAUGAUGCCUCCAACAGGACCUCCGUGGCCAGACUAUGGCAACAUGUCUGAUGGUUCCAACCCCCUCAGGGUUUUUGGGAGCAGUGACCCAUCUAUACCUCCCAUCCCUGACAUGUCAAUCUGUGACUUGCUGUUCAGUGCGCCGGUGCCCCCACCCAUUGACCAGAUUCCAUUUUUUUGCAUCUGUUCACGCUGCAAAGGAACAGUGGGACCCAAAGGAGACCAUGGAGACCGAGGACCUCCAGGUAUACCUGGGAGCCCUGGAAGAAGAGGAUUGACUGGGUUUCCGGGUAACCGAGGGUUCACAGGCUCUCAGGGGAUAAAAGGUCAGAAGGGAGACAUGGGGGAGAAAGGAAUGUCUGGUGCAGCAGGUUUCACUGGGACAAAGGGAGACCGAGGGUUCAAAGGGGAUAAAGGGGACCAAGGAUCAAUUGGACCACCUGGUACAGCAGGCCCCCAGGGAGAGGCUGGCACAUGCCCUGCCACCUGUGAGAGUGUCCCGGGUGCACCUGGCACCCAAGGACCACCUGGACCAGCUGGAGCCCGCGGUCUGCCCGGUGUUGAGGGGGCUGUUGGACCCAAGGGCACCAAAGGUGACAGGGGUGAUAUGGGUUUGCCUGGCAACCCUGGUCGUGAUGGUGAUAAGGGUGCUCAAGGUCCACAGGGCUUGUGUCAGUGCAAAGAUGGAGCAAAUGGUACUAAUGGCACACCAGGAGUAAAGGGGGAUAAAGGGGACAGGGGUGAUAUUGGUGCCCAGGGUGUACAGGGCUCCAUGGGGUUAAAAGGCAACCAGGGUGAUAUGGGUCUUAUGGGGCCGCCUGGCCCCUGCUCCCCAGCCAUCCAGUCAGCAUUUUCCGCCUGUGUCAACCAGUCAUUCCCAGUUCACAACUUACCCAUUCCUUUCCCACGCAUCCUUACCAACCAGCAGUCUCACUUUCACCCAAGGGGCAUCUACACAGCUCCCGUCAACGGCACGUACAUCUUCUCUUUCGACCUGGCAGUUGCUUUGAAGCCACUUAAAGUCGGACUGUUCCGCAAUUUUUACCCUGUGAUCAAAACUACAGAAGCAACCAUCCCGUCCACCACCAGCCACCAGGUUGUCCUCCACCUCAGCAUGGGAGAUGAGGUAUGGCUGCAGGUGAAGGACCUUGACACCAACGGCAUUUACGCUGACACUGAAUACACCAGCACGUUCUCCGGGUAUCUGCUGCACCCCGACUCCUGUGAUGUACCUCUGGGUCGACAUCACGCCGCCCAUCAGGUACAACGCGGAGUCUACAGCUGGGAUGGCCCCCAGCCUACCCAGCCUCCCCAGCCUACCCAGCCUCCCCAGCCUACCGAACUUCCACCCAAUUAG
Molecule: messenger RNA, 1563 nt
Organism: Archocentrus centrarchus (flier cichlid)
Lineage: Eukaryota; Metazoa; Chordata; Actinopteri; Cichliformes; Cichlidae
Product: collagen alpha-1(X) chain
Exons: 4
Coding region: 1-1563 (520 amino acids)
Molecular function (GO): protein binding
Source: RefSeq, a predicted model, not a curated record